UCGGGGGGCGGAGUACAGUCGUUUGUUCACUUCUGCGGGCGAGUCGACGAGAAGCUGAAAGACUCGCACUAGCGGUUAAUGAACAUUCGCAAACUCCUCUUAAUAGUUCUGUCGACCUCGAGUGUUGGCUCGCUUUUCGACCUCAGCACACUUGCACGGGAAGCUGUUGAAGAGAACGGACAGAAGGCCGGGGUGUGAGUGCGGCUCAGAGGGAGUCAAGCUGUCCGGGCUGCAGGGGGCGCACCACCGGGCUAUGUGCUGCAGAAAGGCUGUGGUGAAGAAAAAAGCCCAGACAAUUGUGAAAAGGUAGAUCACGGGGUGGGGACUGGCUCUAGUGGACGGAGCCCCACAGGAAAAAGCCCUUUGCUUGUUUUCGAGCCCAGCUGUUGGCAGCUGUGGAGGUUGCCAUGGCGACGGUGGUGUGAAGGAGCAGAGGAGGCAGAUCAGCCACAGAGCUUGUGCUGUUGUUGGUGCUGAUGCAGGACGACAUGUGUGGGAAGGGCUUGAUGUGCCAGUGGAGGGGCUAUGGGGGCGGACCCCCAUAUCCCGAGCCCCAGGAGCACUCGGCCAGGUGGGAGCGGAAGCGUGGCUGCCACAGGGGUGCACGAAGGCAGCACAGAUGUAGGGGGCAAAGUGGCAACCGCCCUCAGGGUCAUCGUCUGCCCUACGCGAGGCAGCACCGACUAGGGCCCUGGCUCCCGGGGAACGUGUCGCUGCGGCCCAUCAAUAACCAGGGCAGCCGGGCGCCAGGGAUGAGGGCCCCUAGAAACACAAACCAGUUUCUCAUGCACGAGAAGUACCAGAUGAUGCACAUGCGCUCGGACUCAGUGGGCACGGACAGCGGCUCGGACUGCGACAUGGACUUCACCGACAUGGACUCCUACCUGGGCACCCUGGAGAAUGCCCGGGGCGCCCUCAUGGAUGCCCUCGUGGAUGGCCCCAAGUCCCUGAUGUCACCUGUCCUCCGUGAGGAGAGCAUGCAGUAUUUCCCGUCGGAGGACGACGUGAUGCAGAGCGAGGACUUCAUGCAGAAGGACUUCAUCGAGUUCUGCAGCGCGCUUGGCUCGGUGGCGCCACACGAAGUGCCAUCAUUGUCUCUCUGUUAGACUGUUUGCUCAUGAGUAUUCGUCACCGUGUUUGGUAGAGGUGGGCAUUCAGGUCAGCGGUCACUUGUGAGAACGUUCAUGUUUAUGCAGAACGGUCAUUGUAAAUACUGUAAAUGUGGUACAAUAAAUGUGACAAAAUGA
This is a messenger RNA of Scleropages formosus (Asian bonytongue), 1247 nucleotides long. RefSeq lists its product as uncharacterized. The coding region runs from base 477 to 1106 and encodes 209 amino acids. The transcript has a single exon. The record is from RefSeq and is a predicted model, not a curated record. NCBI's taxonomy places the organism in Eukaryota, Metazoa, Chordata, Actinopteri, Osteoglossiformes, Osteoglossidae.